Schizophyllum commune H4-8 is the source of this 1866-nucleotide messenger RNA. RefSeq lists its product as uncharacterized. Lineage: Eukaryota; Fungi; Basidiomycota; Agaricomycetes; Agaricales; Schizophyllaceae. The transcript is spliced from 6 exons. Bases 1 to 1866 code for a protein of 621 amino acids. The record is from RefSeq and is a predicted model, not a curated record.
AUGCCCCGCCUUCGCUGUCAUCACUGUCUCAAGGCUACCUUUGAUACUGACUCCGCUCUAUCUAUACACCUCUCAAAAUGCCCCGCACGUGCCACAAGCUCACAAGAAACCCUUCAAAAACUCGGAAAGCGAGGACCACCGCCUGCUUCCUCCUCAAAGCCCCCUUUGCCCAAGAAGCCGCGACUGAUGAACCUGGCGCUAAAUAGAGCUAAAAAGCAGCCAAUGGUGUUACACAGCGCCACUGAAGAUGUUGCUAUAGAUCGAACAGAGGAAGACGAAGGCGUAGUUGGCGGUGCCGCAAGUGAUCGUGGUCAUGGUUCCAUGCCCAUGGAAGGUGGACAGAGGCUGCCCUCAUUGGAGGAUUCUCUCAGUCCUGCUCGGAUACCUCUUCUAGAGCAAGACAUUGUGCCCCUCGAACGCUCUAUGCGAGCGAGGCGCGUGCCGAAGCGCGUGCUAGACAUGAUUCCCUCCGCUGCGCCUCGUUACCUUGAAAGUCAACUCCCACGUCAGCUGCGCGAUCACCUACCUACACCAGUGCUCUCCACACAGCAAGGCCCCACGCCCCCCACGCCCUCAGCUCCCGCGAACUCUGACCCAGAAGUCGAGAUCAUUGAUUUGACGUUUACCGCCACCCGCGCGAAUAACUUUGGCCUCUAUCGCAUCUAUCGUACUGCCCCGACAUUCGAUCCCGAUGAUACUGUCGACGUCGACGCGCUCACAUCACCACUUCCGUGUUAUGCAGAAGAAGAAGAGGAGCGCUGGAAAGCGCGAGCCCGCGAAAACCUGCCCGCAAAUGAUCCAUCCAGCACGACCCAUAUUUCCAAAAGCACGAAGUUCUACGAAGACGUCACUGUCUAUCUUGGCGACCGACUUGACGACCUUGCGCUUAAGCCAUUCAUGCGCAAGCUGAAGGAGUACCUUCUCGCACGUGUACGCCAGCAUAGUGAGCCCGACCGUGCUUACAGCGCGCGCGAGCGCAACGAAAUCAUCUUCGAGAGAGGGCGUAUCUACAAGCACAAGAUUAUACGCCACAACUACACAUCAUACGAUGUUCGGCGCCGACAGGACCUACUCAACCCGCGCACUCACGCCGACUUCAUGGUGCUCUCCGACAACAACGAGGAGCAUCCCUAUUGGUACGGUCGCGUGCUCGGCAUUUUCCACGCAGAUGUCCUCGACGUCGCCGUUGCGGGCUCAUGCAGUCAGCGCAUAGAAUUCGCCUAUGUCCGGUGGUUCACUAUGGACAAGUCGUACCGUCACGGAUUUCGCGCGAAGCGCCUGCCUCGCGUUCACUUCCUUCCUGCGGAGGAUGCGGACGCUUUCGGGUUUAUCGACCCGAAGGAUAUCAUACGCGCAGUGCAUGCGAUCCCAGCGUUCGCCCAUGGCAGGACCGCCAUGCAUCUACCAGGUCAGACGAUGGCUCGUCCGCACGGGGAAAGUGAUGACUGGAAAUAUCAUUACAUCUCAAUGUUCGCAGACCGUGAUAUUCUGAUGCGCUUUCGUGGGGGCGGCGUUGGCCACAAAGCUACUCUUGAGGCUACAGCAGCUCUUGAAGCCGAGGCAGAGAAACUGGCGAAUUUUCGGCAAUCCGGGACCGACGCAAUGUCGGGAGGAGGCGAGGAUAGUGCUGAUGAAACCGCCAGCAGCGACGAAGACGGUUGCAACGAAGAAGAUAACGGUGGAUCAGAAACGGAGGAUGAUGGAUUAGAAGAUGAAGAUGAAGACGAAGACGAAGAGGAUGAGGAGGCAUGGGUGAUCGAGCAAGGGCGCGAGCCGGAGGAGGAGGAAGAUGACGACUGGGAGGAUGACGAGGAUGGCGAGGGGGACUUAUUGACUGCUGACUCGCUUGGAUACGCAGACUGGUGA